Molecule: messenger RNA, 3666 nt
Organism: Kwoniella botswanensis
Lineage: Eukaryota; Fungi; Basidiomycota; Tremellomycetes; Tremellales; Cryptococcaceae
Exons: 16
Coding region: 1-3666 (1221 amino acids)
Biological process (GO): Golgi to plasma membrane transport; exocytosis
Cellular component (GO): exocyst; plasma membrane
Molecular function (GO): phosphatidylinositol-4,5-bisphosphate binding
Source: RefSeq, a predicted model, not a curated record
AUGUCAGGUCAGCACUCCCGACAGCUUUCCUCUGACGACACCCGGCAACAUAUCAUCUCAUCGCUAUUCGCGAAGAGGGACGAAGAUGGCACACCUGAAGAGACGUUGAUAUCAUAUUUGAAGGUGUACGAGGAAGAUCCAGGUGAUAGCCAUGGAGGACCGAAGUCGAGAUAUCUCAUGCUAGCUGUCACUAAACUUGGCAAAGUGGUGAUACACAAGGCCAAGCGGAAUAACAACCUUUCAUUCUCCAAAGGGAAAACAUGGCAUCUGGAAGAUGUGAGGAUAUUAGAAGUCAUUGGUCCUACCGACUUCGCACUGACAAUGACCAUCCGUCGAUAUCACUGGACGACGGAACGCUCGAAAGAUCAAAGUCAUUUUCUCAACUCGAUAGUCAAAGUGUAUCGAACAUACACGAAGGGAGAAUUACCUGAAUUGAUUAAUUUCACACCUCCUGCUCAACCUCAACCUACCGCACCGAACUAUAGUGGAAGUGACUACAUCCCUACACCACCUCCGCCAAUGGAUCGACAGGGCUCUUUCUCCUCACCCUUAGGCCGCUCUAUGGAACUUGCACCACCGAACAUAAUGAAACAGACUCGUAGCGGAUCAUCCUCCUCAAUGGCAUCAGGAGCUUCAAGCCACUACCAUCAUUCUAACGACGGACGCUCUCGCCCUUCACUCGAGGAGGAAAGAAGACCUUCUCAAAGCGGGAGCGCGUUCAGUCGAUCUCCUCUUGGAGAAUCAUCUGUUCGUAGACCGUCUAUCCCUGAUCAAUCUAACGGUAGGACACCUUCGCCUAGGAAUGCAAACGUACCUAGUCCUUCCAGCUCGAAUGUGGCAUUAGGAAAUGGAUAUCCAAGGAAGGGGUCGGAAGAUAGAUUGACACCGAGUGGGUUGAGGAACGCAUCGGCAGCUUCCGAAUACGAUGGUAUGCCUUCUACCAAUAGUAGGCCGAUGACAAAAGCUUCAAGUGAGGGUCUGAGACCCAUCAACGAAGGUGAUAGAACGACUGUACCGACUCCGAAUGUACCCUCAGGCUCAGGAAGAAGUAGAGAACAGAGUGCUCCUGCUUCCUCUACUGCUUCCGGUACUGGCUCCAAUACACCGUCAACACUACGUCCUACACCGCAAUUACAACCUGAAUCUACAUCACGUCAACAGCCCUCACAGCAGAUGCUCACGCCCACCAUAACCACUACGGAAGCUUCACCUCUCAUACCUUCCGAUCCUACAUUUAGCAGUUCAUCGAACGAUAAUAUUCCAGCACCAGAAAAGAAGUUGACUCGAAGAGCAUCUUUCCACCCUCCACCAUUGGAUACUACAUUCUCGAGAGAAGUUUUGCUGAAAUCGAAAACUGGUAUAUUACCAGGUGCCAUUGGUUUAUCGGUAGAUGAUGGACAGGAGAAUGAUCAGGCAAUCAUGAAUAGUGUAGAAGAGAUGUUAGAAGGAUUUGAUUGGACGGCUGGACUGAAUAAUGCUGGUAGUCUGGGUGAAAGGAAGAAAGGUGGAGCGGAUGCGAUUGAAGGUAGAUUGUUGGAUGAACUGGCUGCGUUGGACUCGGCAAAUAUCCAUGCCUUCCUCGAGUCGGACGAUCGUAUAGCCCAAGUAUUGGGUCAUAUAGACGAAGCAUUAUUGGAAUUGGAUGAUAUUGACUUGCAGAUAACGGGAUAUAAGAUGCAAUUGAACGCCGUAUCGGAUGACAUAUCGUUUAUCGAAUCUCAGAAUAGAGGUCUACAAGUCCAGACGUCCAAUCAGCAAGCUCUGCUGAAUGAGAUCAGACAGCUGCUCCAAAUCGUCGAAGUGCCUCCUGAAGACAUACGAACGCUCACCCAAGAAUCACCUAGUACGCCUAGAGGUGUACAGACACUUGAGAGAGCGGCGGCCUCACUGUACAAAGCUCUCCAAGCUGGUAUGGAUAGUGCUAAUGCCGAAGUUGCGGCGACUAUCGCUCGAAUGCAGGAAUACCGGGAAAACAGUUCACAAUUCUGUAAGAGGGUAGCGGAUUACCUAGAUGUCACAUUUAAGUAUCAGUCGGAUACUACUUUAUCUGAAUACCGUAAAACUGCUAAGAAGACUAUGACUCUUGCACCGCAUCGGUCUAUGGGAGAAUACCUCAUGACGUAUGAAGGAUUGAUCUUAUAUGUCAAGGAGAUGGAUGAAGAGAGAUACCAAAAGCUGUGCUCAAAUUACAUGUCAACUGCCAGUCAGCUACAUCAAUCAGAGAUGAAAGACUUAUUGAUGAAUUUUAUGGGAUCCCUAAAUUCUGCUUUGGGCGAUUCCUCCAACGAUGCCUCAUUCUCAACCGCCGUUGGACCCACUGCCAAUAUCGGAAAACCAUCUGCUCUAAUGAAGUCGAAGACUGUCAUCGGUUUGGGAGGCUCUGGAUCGAAUAAUCAGCAAAAGAAAGAUAAGAAAGGUGGAGAUGAUUACUCUCUCAGAGCUUCCGAUCUAUAUAGACAAGCCUUAACAGAGAUGAUCAACCAGAUAGUCUCUGAGGAAGAUUUCAUCUCCGCGUUCUUGCAUCUCACAGAUACCGAGUCGACUUUCGCGGAUCAUAUGGAGCUUGACAGUUAUUUCAGACGACAGGCUGCACGACAUGCGAGUAAAGGGAUGAGCGUGGGGAUGAUGCAGUUGGUGAGAAGUAUGAUGGAUUUGGUAUUUGGAUUCGUGGAAGGGGAAUUGAGACAGUGGACGGAGGCUGCUGUUGAGAAGGCGCCUGUAGCCAUCAUCGGAAUCAUCGCUGUAACCGAACGUCUGGCUAAAGAAGCAGAAGAAGAGAAUACUUCGAUCUUCUUCACUCAACUGUUUGAUAAGCAACUCGCCAGACAGAGACAGAUGUUAGAUUACUUUGUUAACGAGCAAGUUCGAGUGAUAGAAGCAUCCAAAAUAACCAUCAAGAAACGUAAAGGUGUUGCAUUCUUCGUCAAACAUUUCCCGGUAUUCAUCGAAAAGAUGGAAGCUCAGCUUGAUGGUUCGGAUGACUUGCCCAUCAGAACCAAAGUCAACGAUAUCUACGAGAAGAUAACCAAUACAGUGUUCACGAGUUUACAGCAGCUCGCUAAGAUGGAUAGAGCGGAUAGUCAAGCGGCGGAGGAUAAGGGGCAGCUGAAUUACCAUGUUAUUAUGAUAGAAAACAUGCACCAACUCGUUGAGGAUCUGGAGAAGCUCAAUUCACCCGUACUAGGCGUGUUCUUACAACGUGCGAAAGCUCUAUACGAGGAGAAUAUGGGUAUAUAUGUGAAAUUGCUGUUGAGACGAUCAUUUGGACGAUUCAUGGACUUCUUCGACGGUAUCGAUAGGUUACUAGUGACCACCCCAGCAUCCGAAGUACCCCUUCAUUCAGCUUAUAAUCGAUCUUCCCUCAAGAAGAUUCUGAAAGAUCACGGAUCGUUAAAAGACUUGAGGAAAUCAAUUGAAACUUUAUCAAAGAGAGUUGACAAGCAUUUCAUACUGGAUGAUGACGAGUCCAAUCAACCUGGGUCCAAUAUCAACAGCUCUUCCGCGAAUGUGAUCUUAGUGCAGAUAGUGUGGAAAGAAGUGACAGGUGGAUUGGUCAAGGAGAUUCAGAGAUCACAAGGUAUCAUGUCGAAAUCUUAUGCUGAUUCGGGAUUGGGUUUGGAAUUCACUGUGAAUGAUGUCGAAGGGGUAUGUAAGAGGAUGAAGUGA